Messenger RNA from Phoenix dactylifera (date palm), 1216 nucleotides. RefSeq names its product translation initiation factor. The record is from RefSeq and is a predicted model, not a curated record. Gene Ontology annotation, cellular component: membrane. NCBI's taxonomy places the organism in Eukaryota, Viridiplantae, Streptophyta, Magnoliopsida, Arecales, Arecaceae.
CAAUCCAGUUGCGUUCAUCAUCCUGCCAUCAGCCUUGAUGCACUUGGCUUCUCUUCUUCCACGCUCUCCGAGUGAACGCCCUUUGCCCCUUCUACUCUGUGUUCCCUUCUCUUUAUUAUCUCCUAACGCUCCCAAGAUCAAGCUCCAUCAGUGCAAGAUACCACGAAGAGAUGGAAAUGCUGACGGCCAGCUCCACUCUCCGCCCACUUCCUACCAAAUUCCAGAGACUAACUCCUCCCCCUCUCUCAGGAACACUCAUCACAACUCCCUCUUUGCUCGGAAGAAGUACAAGGCCUCUUCCUCUCAUUGUUGCUGCCUCCUCUGCUGCUAGGAAAGAGAAGGGGAGGAACUUAGGAGAGGUGGAAGAGAAGGAGGAGGAGGAGGAACGUGGGGGGGAGACGCUCCUGUACUCGGUGGCGCCUUAUCCUCUCCUGCUGGCUGCCUUGCUCCCCGGAGCUGGGACUGUGAGAUCUAUAUUUGAUCCUUUUGUCGAGCUUAUAAAGACAUGGAAUCUUCCUGAUUGGCUCGUGCACUGGGGUCAUCCAGGAAACAUGGCUGUGGUACUCUUUGCAAUGGGUGGCUAUGGAACAUAUUUGGGAUUCCGAAUAAGAUUGUCAAAGGAUGCAGAUGAGAAGGCCAAGGCCAAAGAUCUGCAUCCUAAGCUCCUUGGUGGCAUGUUCUUCUUCUUUGCUCUUGGUGCCACUGGUGGAAUAACUGCUUUGCUCACUUCUAACAAACCCAUUUUUGAGAGUCCUCAUGCUGUCAGCGGUUUCAUCGGUCUUUCCCUGUUGACAGUUCAAUCAAUUUUACCAGUCCUGUUUGAGGAAAAUCCAGGAAUGAGGACUGUACAUGGCCUCCUUGGUAGCAGUAUAAUGACCCUAUUCCUUAUCCAUUCAGCACUUGGACUUCAGCUCGGUCUCAGUUUUUAACCAUCAUGAUGUUAUGUGGUAGCCAAUCUCAUGUCAAUGAUUCCCCAAAUAAUCCCGAAGCAAUUUUCUGUUCCCUACAAGGAGAUGGAUCAUUGCAUCAGUUUUGGUAUAAACAAUUCUUCAGUAUCAGCAUGCACGCUAUUUUAUGUAACUUGCUCUUUCAAUGGUGCCGUAUAAAACUAAGGCUAUAAAAUAAAUGCUUAUGUGAUUGCUGAAAUUAAUCCUAUGGUAGGUAAGGUUAACUUAAAUAUUACCUUCAUGAUGAGAAACUUCAAUAAAAUUAUUUU